Molecule: messenger RNA, 640 nt
Organism: Schistosoma bovis
Lineage: Eukaryota; Metazoa; Platyhelminthes; Trematoda; Strigeidida; Schistosomatidae
Source: the annotation of a GenBank genome assembly
UCCUAUAGGAGAAAUGUAACUUUUAAGGCGUCAGUAAAAUUCUACUUGAACUAAAAAUGAUUAGAUCUACCGUGUUAAUUUUGAUUUUUACGGUACAACUGUGACAGUGACAAUUUGUGUUGUGUUUGGUUUCGGUGAACAUUCACAAUGUCUGAGCUCCGCGUCGCUGAAAUAUCUGAAGAUACUGCAGAUAACCUAAAAAAGUUCAAAUUUCGAAAAUCCCAGAACACAAUUGCCCUCAUAUUGAAAAUUGAUAAAGAAGCUUUGAAAAUCGAACCAGAACAAAUACUUGAAGAUAUUACACUUAACAAACUCAAAGAUUCUUUACCGUACCAUCAACCAAGAUAUAUUCUUUUAAGUUACCGUUAUGAAAAGGAGGAUGGUCGAGUAACAUUUCCAUACUGUCUAUUAUUUUCAACUCCGAUGGGUUCUGCUACUAACCUGAAGAUGAUGUAUACCACAAGUCUUACAAAUCUGAUGCAUAAAAGCGGAGUUACGAAGGUUUUUGAGCUCAGAGACCUGGAAGAACUUUCGGAUGAAUGGUUACAAGAAAACCUGGAUCGCACAACUUGAGUUAAUAAAUUGACCUUCAGAUCCAAUUUUGUUAAUUUUUUUUACAUAAAUUGAAAUCCAUGUUAUA